AAUACUGUUUGACUGUGAAGCUGCUUAGCCAAUUGUGUUGUGCUUGACAGAGUAGAAGACUACCCAAAGGAUGGCUGGGAAACCCAAAUUGCACUACGCUCGAGGGAGAGGGAAGAUGGAAUCCAUCCGUUGGCUGCUUGCAGCAGCUGGAGUGGAGUUUGAAGAAGAAUUUAUAGAUAAAAAGGAAGACUUGGAAAAAUUACGGAAUGAUGGACAGCUCCUGUUCCAGCAGGUGCCCAUGGUGGAAAUGGAUGGGAUGAAGAUGGUGCAGACGCGAGCUAUUCUCAGCUACAUCGCAGCAAAGCACAACCUCUACGGGAAGGACCUGAAGGAGAGAGCACUGAUUGACAUGUACGUGGAAGGAACAACUGAUCUGAUGGGGAUGAUAAUGAUGCUCCCUUUCCAGCCCCCGGAGAACAAAGAAAAGCAGACCAGCCUAAUUUUUGAGAGGGCCACAACCAGAUACUUCCCAGUUUAUGAAAAGGUUUUAAAAGAUCAUGGACAAGAUUUCCUUGUUGGUGGGAAGUUCAGCUGGGCAGAUGUCCAUCUGCUUGAAGCUAUUCUGAUGGUUGAAGAGAUGAAGCCUGAUGUUCUUUCUGCGUUUCCUCUGCUGCAAGACUUCAAGGCAAGGAUAAGCAACAUCCCCACAAUUAAGAAAUUCUUGGAGCCAGGCAGCCAGAGGAAAUUUGAAUUAGAUGACAAGGCUCUGCAAGAGAUCAAGAAGAUUUUCAACAUCUGAGAACAUCUGCUAUGAAGAUCACUACAAAUACUGGCACGAUUGUAACAGAUCUGUGUGACUUCUCUCUUACUAGUUGGGGGAUUAAGAGUGUAGUCCUAUUCAUGUCUAUUCGGCAUUAGUUCCAUUUGAAUUCAGUGUAGUUUACUUCUGGGUAAAUGUAGGUAUAGGAUUGGAGCCUAAAUCCAUAAAAUAGUAUUUCCUCUUGGUUCCAUAGUCUCAAAAGCUUUUGAUUGCAAACUCUUGUAAAAUGUAGUAGAUGAGAACUCUUUUGUGAAGAUUCUGAGGCCUCCUUUAGAUAUUAGUCUAAUGCAACCUUCCCAAACCUGGUAUGAUAUCUUCCAGGGGUUUUGGACUACAGCUCCCAUCAGCCACUGCCAGCAUGGCCAGCAGUCAAAGAAGAAAAUUGCCAGAGUCAACAAACAUUUGAUACUGUGCAAGGAUUAUUUUUCUGCCGGAACUCACUGGAACUGAGUUCCGUCACCUCUCUGGUGCAUUCCAGAGUUCAAAUGCUACUGAGUAGAGGAUCACCAUAACGGCACUGUGUAAAUCCACAAAAGGAGAUGAUGAUAAUACUGUGUGAUGGUACAAUAAAAUGAAAUAAACCAUUCUACAGCAAUUGU
This is a messenger RNA of Lacerta agilis (Sand lizard), 1359 nucleotides long. RefSeq names its product glutathione S-transferase-like. The transcript is spliced from 6 exons. Bases 71 to 739 code for a protein of 222 amino acids. The record is from RefSeq and is a predicted model, not a curated record. NCBI's taxonomy places the organism in Eukaryota, Metazoa, Chordata, Lepidosauria, Squamata, Lacertidae. Gene Ontology annotation, biological process: glutathione metabolic process; xenobiotic metabolic process. Gene Ontology annotation, molecular function: glutathione transferase activity.